GGUACACAUGACUGCAGGCAGAUAGAGCAGUGUUUCACUUCCCUGCUUGCAGACCUUUCAUCAAUGAUCAAAGCUACAUCAUGACGCUGACACUGUACUACCUCGACAAUUCGCGAGCCUUCAGAGUCCUGUGGACCGCCUUCGAGCUGGGCAUCGGAGACCAGGUGAAGGUCAAGACAUUCCCCCGCGUGAACGGCAAGAAGGCCGUUCCGGAAAUGUCUAAGAACUCGGGCUUCUCCCUCGGCAAGUCCCCUUUCAUCAUCGACGACACAGACGGUGAGGAGGUGCAAGUGUACGAGAGUGUGGCGUGUAUAGAGUACCUCAUCGAAAGAUACGGUAGCGGAAAGGGCAUGGAGCUUCUACCGCCCGUAGGCAAGUGGGCAGAACGCAGUCGUGCCUCUGCGCUCCUCUCUUUCUGCGAAACGCCCUUCACGCAUGCCCUACCCAUCGUCUACUCUCAGUGGUUCAUGCCUGAAGGCAAUGAAAGGAUCCUUAAAACGCUCACUUCCAGCAUGGCCGUCAAUGUUCAAAAGGACCUCGACUUCUACGAAAGCACGAUUGCCUCCAACAAGGACAAGUACGGACCUCAGGACGGUCUCUACCUCGCAAACGGCAAGUUCUCAGCAGCGGACAUUGCCAAUGCCUUUUCGGCAGAGUACGUUCUGGCCAAGGCGAUUGGAACGGAAGACAAGAAGUGGCCCAAUGUCGAGGCUUGGCUGAGAUUGAUUGAGGCGAGACCGGGGUACAAGGAGACGAAGAAGGCUGCGGGUCUGCAUGACUUUACGCUGCUGGAGCGGGAGGGCGGGAAUUUGUGAAUGCAUUGCCAUAGAGAUGCGAGAGGAAGGACAAGGGGUCGGGACCACGGCGAUGGCUUAGUUGGUUUGCCCUCCAUACCACCGUGCGAAAAUAGGACAUGAAUGAAGUGCGUGCAGAUACAGUGUCUUCGUAAGAUUCGUCAUCGCCGAUUCGAGAUCGGCAUCGUAAAAAAGAGGGGACGUCAUCAGAAACAGGACCUGGGACUCAGCAGGCGCGUGCUUUAUCACCAAUUUCCGGUGGCCCAAAGGAUCCAGAUGGCGGCGGUGAUACCGAAGGUCAGCAGUCUUCCCACCGGACUGCUCCUGGAGAUUUCC
Molecule: messenger RNA, 1130 nt
Organism: Microstroma glucosiphilum
Lineage: Eukaryota; Fungi; Basidiomycota; Exobasidiomycetes; Microstromatales; Microstromataceae
Exons: 3
Coding region: 81-815 (244 amino acids)
Source: RefSeq, a predicted model, not a curated record